UUGUCUAACAAAGGAAACUUAAGUUACGCUGCUGAGCAGAGGAGCAUUCUGCUAAUGAUCAGCUCGUCUGAAAGCACUGGACAGGAAGUGAAGCAGUUUAACCAUCAAAUGAUGGAUAAAUUCAUCACAUUCAACUUCAAACACACCCGUCCCUUUCGGCUGUGAUUAGGGACCUCAGUCAUGUUGUGUAAGAUUGUGACACUGGACGGCUGUCAAAAAAGAUAAUGCAGAGUAUCAAAAGUCCCAUUUGUUUUUGCCACAUCCUUGUGUUUUCCAUACGUCUGUUUACCUUUUUGCUCUUCACCUCGCAAACAUCAGGCAGCCAAACAGUACAAUCUGUCUCUAAUGAGAAUCCUAACUCUGAAUGACGAUAGAGAUGAAUCUCUGGAGGUUUCAGGGAAUAAUCAACCAAUUGGAACGUGGCUCUAAGCAUCGGUAAAAGAGGAAAAAGUUGCUCGUGGUGGAGACACAUCAUGAUGAGGAGAAGAGAGAUCUGAACUCCUCUGACUGAUGAAGACUCUGUUAGGUGACCGACCAAGAUGCAAAACCUGACAGAGCUUCCUUUCAACUCAACCUCACUAAAAACCUCAGUGAUCGUCAAAGUGUGUGUGGUCAUCCCCUUCUUCUGCUUCUUCCUCUGCUGCAUCACUGUCAUGCUGCACACCUUCGCCUCUCACAGACACUUUUUGGACACGUCACGUUACGUCCUGUUUGCACACAUGCUGAUCAACGACACUGUGCAGGUGCUGCUCUCUGUGCUGCUCUUCCUCUUUGCCAUGGGCCAGGUUAGAUUUUCAUUUUUGCUCUGCGUCCCUUUUUUAUUUUUAUCAACUAGCACUUAUCAGAACACCAAUUUGAUCCUGGCUGCCAUGUCCCUGGAGCGUUACGUUGCCAUUUUCUACCCCCUGCAGCCUCCGGCCUUCUGGCGCUCAGACAGGAUCUGGGUCAUCACUCUGUGUUUGUGUCUCUUCAGCUUCACUUGCUCUGUCACAGAGUUUUGCAUCAGGAAACAAGACCCAGCUCUGAACAUCCUGUCUACCCCUGUUCUUUGCAAAGCUACAGUUAUCAACUCGUCCCCGGUUCAGGCCGUGUUCAGAGCUGCAGUGAGUGUGUUCUUCUUCUCUGUGGUGGCCGUCAUCAUCCUCUUCACCUACUUGAGGAUUCUGCUGGAAACCAGGAAGCUGCGUCAGGACAGAGCGUCGGUGAGCAAAGCCCUGCACACGGUGCUGCUGCACGGCUUCCAGCUGCUGCUGUGCAUGCUGGCCUUCACAAACCCCUUCACCGAGACCCUCUUCGUGCUGCACACCACGUGGCUGCAGGAGGACRUUCAGUUCUUCAACUACUUCUGCUUCAUCCUGGUGCCACGCUUCCUCAGCCCGCUCAUCUACGGCUUCAGGGACCAGAGCCUCAGGAAGCACAUCGGGAAAACAUUCAUCUGUGGCCCCAAACGACGAGUCAAACCCAGUUUAAGAUGCUGACUCAGCUUUUGCAAUGUUUAAUCCGAUUCUAUGAGACACACCUUUGUGUUUACUUUAAAAUAACACACAUCUGAGACAAAAAUCUGACCCUUUAUUAAUGAUGAACUUUGCUGAGAAGCCUGUUUUUAAAAUAAUAAAAUUUUGUCACAGAUCUGAAAUCCUAAAACGUGAUCAUUGUUAAUCCUGUUUAUUCUGCCUUUUACCAAAAAUGAUAAUAAAACUUUACACACAGCAAAUUGUAAUCCCAUAAUGAAUAUAACAAACUGCUUUUAAUCUCAGCAAAACUUCACACAAACAUAUGUUUUUAUCUCUCCGAGAAGCUUUAUAUGAUUGAGAAGAUUUAGUUAAAUACUGUUUUUAGAUUUUAGUCCAACAAUUUUAGUUAUGACAAACUUGAGAAGAUUUCAGCUAUUUAUUGACUGUUACCAAGAUGCAUUUAAAUCAUUAUGUUUAUAAUUAGAAGUAGACUUGUAUCUAA
This is a messenger RNA of Austrofundulus limnaeus, 1956 nucleotides long. RefSeq names its product olfactory receptor 51I1. The transcript is spliced from 3 exons. The coding region runs from base 540 to 1478 and encodes 312 amino acids. Gene Ontology annotation, molecular function: G protein-coupled receptor activity; olfactory receptor activity; odorant binding. Gene Ontology annotation, biological process: detection of chemical stimulus involved in sensory perception of smell; G protein-coupled receptor signaling pathway. The record is from RefSeq and is a predicted model, not a curated record. Gene Ontology annotation, cellular component: membrane. NCBI's taxonomy places the organism in Eukaryota, Metazoa, Chordata, Actinopteri, Cyprinodontiformes, Rivulidae.